AUUUAAACCAGAAGUGAUUGAAACAGGAAGAGGAGGUUCUGACCUAAAUCAUGUCUCAGCUGUGUGAUGCUCAGACAGUCAGCAGCAAGACGUCAUGGAGGUCACAGCUCUCUGCAUCAGACUGAUGGUGGAGGUGUUGGUCCUGCUGGUUGUUAACCACGGUUACUUGGCUCAGAAAACUGCUUUUCCUCGUGUUCGUCCAGACAGACUGCAGUUUUUUGAAUAUGAGACCGUCAGUGUGGACUGUGAAGAGUUCGGUGGAUUGACUGAGUGGAGAGUGAUGACGAAGCUCCACAAAAGUCCAUCAAACUCUUACUGGAACUCCUCAGCAGCAUCCUGCACCAUUCAUCCCGUCUUUGAGAGCCACAGUGGGGAGUUCUGGUGUGAAGAUGAAGGAGGCAACACAAGUGCUGCUGUCAACAUCGCCGUCACUGCUGGUUCUGUGAUCCUGGAAGUUCCCGCCCGUCCCGUGGUGGAGGGAUACGACGUGACUCUUCACUGUAGAAAGAAGAAAUCUCAGUCAAAACACAUUGCUGAUUUCUACAAAGAUGGUUCCCGCCUCGGGACCCAGUAUGAAAACAACUUGAUGAUCCAAAAUGUUUCCAAGUCUGAUGAAGGAUUCUACAAGUGCAGCAUCUCUGGAGCCGGAGACUCCCCACAGAGCUGGCUGGCUGUUUCAAAACUAGAUAAUGCAGCCGACGAAGACACUGAUCGUCCCCUCAGUCUCUCUCCUGAUCUCCCCUACCUGCUGUGGGUUGGUGUCGGUGUUUUAGUGGUGGCUCUGCUGCUGUUGGUGAUGGGACUACUUCUCUGUAGGAAACACAGAGUAUCGGUCUGUUUGUCGUCCGGGAAACAAACAUCUCACUCACCUGGAGAUCACACAGUCUCAGUAGAGGACAGAGUUGAUCCACACCACGCAACACGUGCUGUUGUCAAAAAGCAAAGGAAGAAGAAAGUGUCAGGUGGUGACCGUGCAGGUGAUCCAGACCUUGUGACUUAUGCUGCUGUUAGAAGCCAAAAGAAGAAGAAGACAGGUACCAAGUCACGUCGACCAGAAGAGAGCGUCGUCUAUUCUUCAGUUCACUAUAGGUGAGACUGACGCUGAUACAGAAUCGAUUUCUUCUAAUAUUACAGUCUAUGUACAGCUGACAAUAUGAACCAUAAAAUCUUUAUAAUGAGUUCAAUGAAAUGUCCUCAAAAGUCGUUAUUUGGAUGUUUUAACACUGUAUAAUAACCAUAAUUUAUGAAUCAAUAGUUAGUUAAACUUAGUUAAUUGUUAUUUUACUGUUAACAAACAAUGAAAUGAUAAUUAAUAAUGUUUACUAAUUAUUAGAUAUGCUAUAAUUUGUUAUUUCAUCAAUAGUUUGUUUGAUUUGUUUGUU
Sebastes umbrosus (honeycomb rockfish) is the source of this 1382-nucleotide messenger RNA. RefSeq lists its product as uncharacterized. Lineage: Eukaryota; Metazoa; Chordata; Actinopteri; Perciformes; Sebastidae. The coding region runs from base 95 to 1093 and encodes 332 amino acids. Gene Ontology annotation, biological process: cell surface receptor signaling pathway. The record is from RefSeq and is a predicted model, not a curated record. Gene Ontology annotation, molecular function: transmembrane signaling receptor activity. The transcript has 9 exons.